Molecule: messenger RNA, 2086 nt
Organism: Mya arenaria
Lineage: Eukaryota; Metazoa; Mollusca; Bivalvia; Myida; Myidae
Product: guanylate-binding protein 3-like
Exons: 12
Coding region: 265-1338 (357 amino acids)
Molecular function (GO): GTPase activity; GTP binding
Source: RefSeq, a predicted model, not a curated record
CGACAACUAUAGUUUUCUUUAAAACGUUUAAGAUCAAUUCACAGAAACUGAUUACAAAUCGGAUGAUUUCCUUUUUUCUUACUGAAGGCCAGGUAUGGCUUCGAAUGAAAUUCCUUCUGAUUCGUCCACCGGCUGGGAUUUAAAGUUGAAAGUCAAACCAACAAAAACAAGACCGACAGACAAGCCAAAUGAAGUCCAGCCUUUAGGGGACCCGAACCACCCCAACAACUGGAUUUAACUGAAAAAGAAUCGCCGUCUCAAGAAAUGUAUCUGUCGACCAACAAUUGCAGUGUCUUCGAAAAACCACAAUGCCUAAUAAGCAUUGGGAACGAAAAUAUUCUUGAGGUUUGCGAUAAUGUCCUUGACGAGAUUUCCCGCAUAGACAAGCCGUGUGUUAUCGUGGCAAUUGCGGAGCUGUACAGAACAGGAAAAUCAUAUUUGAUGAAUCGACUUGCUGACGCACACGAAGGUUUUGCACUCGGUGACACAAUAGAGUCAACGACGAAAGGCAUCUGGGUUUGGUGUAGAGAUCAUCCCGAACAAAAGGACAUGGUCCUUAUACUUCUUGACACAGAAGUAUUAGGAGACGUUGAAAAGGGGGAUUCAAACCACGACAAUCGCAUUUUCACCCUUGCUACACUGCUUUGCAGCACCCUGGUGUACAACAUGAAAGGGGCGUUUGAUCAGGAUGCUGUUAACAAACUCACAUUUGUUUCUGAAAUGUCGAAAAACAUCAAAUAUGGCGGUCGAUGUGAUGAAGAAAACAAGAUUUUGCAAUGCAUCCUGCCUGGGUUUGUGCUCGCUUUGAGAGAUUUUUCGCUGAAACUUAUCAAAGAUGGUCGGGAGAUAUCAGAAGACCAGUAUCUUGAAAUGAGCCUGGAAAGUAAACCCGAAAGAAAUGUUUCUUUCAACAAACCCCGUGAAUGCAUCCGGCAAUUCUUUCCGAAGGAGAGAAGGAAAUGCUUCGCAUUUCCAGUUCCUGGAGACGGUGAUAUUUUGGGAAAACUCGAUAGCCUUAGGUUACAAGAUCUUUCACAGAUGUUUCAGGACGUUGCAACUAACUUCGUCUCAUAUAUCUUCAUUCAGGAGCCAAAGCGACUUGAAGCUAGCAAACCAGUCAACGGAUGUAUGUUUGCCACGCUUACCAAAACGUAUGUGGACGCCCUUAAAAGGGGAGCUGUUCCUGAUGUUGACGACACAUUUGCAAUGGUUGCUAAAACCGAAAAUGAACGAGUAAAAAAACAAUGCAUGCUCAUGUUUCACUCCAAAAUGAAUGAAAUACAGUUGCCCCUCCCGUCAGAAUCAUUGAUUAAUCAUUUCAAGGAAGUCUGCGCUUAAAUACAUGCGAACACAUGCUGUCAAGGAUGUUGCCAAUGUUGUAGAAAGGGAUGCUCAGAUGGAAAUGGAUUUGACCUGGCACCAAUUACGAGUGCAAAACUACGAGACAAAAAAGACACAUUGUGAAAACACUCUUAAAAAAUUGAUGUCGUACGGCAAUUUGCAAAGAGGAUUGGAGAACAAGAGUUAUGAAGUUAUUAUGGGACAUACGAGAUUCAAACGAGAUCUCAGCAUUCUCCGGCGUGAUUAUGAUAAAGCUCUUACGGAUUUUGAAUAUAAAGAGAUGGUCUGGAGCGCUUUUGCAAACAGUCUUGGUCAAGAAGAAAAUAAAAUUAUUGAAAAAGACAAUGAACUUUCUGAAGAGGAAAAAAUGAGGGAGAAAGAAGAAAUAGCAAGAGGAAUGAAACAAAUGAGGGAAGAACUGACCGAAGAAAAUCAAAAAGCUCUGGAUAAACAAAAGAACGAGCUCUAUGCACAAAACGAGAUGUUACGUGCAGAACGGGAAAAGCAAAACAAAGAAUACGAAGAGCAAAUAAAUGCGCUAUUUGCCAAGAUUGAGUCUCUUGAAACAAGUGCAGAAAACCAAACAAUAUUUCGUCGUCAAAUUGAAGAAUUAAAAGAGAAGAAAAGACGACAAUGGGAAGUAGCUGAUAGACAAACAUCUGAGAAAGAGCGUAGGCUUCUCUCCAAAAUUUUAGAUCAAUCCGCGGUAUUUAUUGUAAAUUAUUUUUCAAAUGGGUUCGUUGCA